AUGGCAUCCGCGGAACAGGUCGGCCUCAACAAAACAUGGGAGCUAUCGCUCUACGAGCUGCACCGCACUCCCCAGGACGCGAUCACCGACAACACGGAGAUCGCGGUCAGUCCGCGGAGCCUGCACAGCGAGCUCAUGUGCCCGAUCUGCCUGGACAUGCUGAAGAAGACCAUGACCACCAAGGAGUGUCUCCACCGUUUCUGCUCGGACUGUAUUAUCACGGCUCUACGGAGCGGUAACAAAGAGUGUCCUACGUGCAGGAAGAAAUUAGUCUCCAAAAGAUCUCUCAGGCCAGAUCCAAACUUUGAUUUGCUAAUCUCGAAGAUCUAUCCAAGCAGAGACGAGUACGAGGCACAUCAGGAACGAGUUUUGGCUAAACUGAACAAGUCACAUUCACAAGCAGCGCUUGUUAACUCUAUCACAGAGGGCAUUAAGCUACAGAGUCAGAAUCGUCCGCAGCGCUCCAGAAAGAAUGCCAAUGACUCUGAAAAUGCAACAUCUUACAACAAUACGCCAAAUAUUAGCGCGCCUACGACACCAAAUCCAUCUAAUGCAGCAAAUCAAAGUGACUCCUCUCAGAGCGCGACAGGACCUCUGAAUAGUGGAGGAACAACAUCUAGAAAUUCUACCACACCGUCGCCAAACCCAGCAAAUCAAAUCCCAAAACCAUCAAAACGGCAGAAAAGUCUUCAAAAUUCGGAGAAUGAUUCCUCUAGUGCAGAAGCUGAAACAGGUGGUGGUGACUCCAUGGUUGACACCGAAGGUGAAGGUCCAAGUGAACCUUUAAUGCUUAACGAAAUUGAACUUGUCUUUAAACCACAUCCUACAGAGAUGGCAGGUGACAAUUCUUUAAUAAAGGCAUUGAAGGAGAAUAGUAUUCGCUAUAUAAAAACAACUGCAAAUGCCACAGUGGACCACCUGAGUAAAUAUUUAGCUAUGCGAUUAACAUUGGAUUUGGAUACUGAACUAUCGGAAUCAGAUAGGCUAUUAAAUUUUUGUAUCUAUAUCGCGCCUUCACCCGGACAGCUUGUAGUAUUAAGCGGUUCACAAACGUUACGACAAGUAAACGAUAAAUUUUGGCGUGUCAAUCGACCUUUGGAAAUGUAUUACUCAUGGAAAAAGACCUAGGGAAGGCCUCAAAAGUAUCAAUCAGACGGGAGCUAAUUGCACCGUGCUCACACGAAUGAGUUAUCAUUCAUAUUCUAUGGAAUGCAGUAGAAUGCAUCAAAUGUAUGAAGUACGUAUCAUUGUUGUAUUGUACUGUAUUUCACUGCUUUCAAUUUGAUUCGACAUCAAGAUAAAAUAAUCGUAAUCAUCGACAAUGGUGCAAUUUUUACAUCUUCAAAACCGGUUAUCUGGUUUCGUUAAUAAGAAUUGACAGACCAAGUAAAACUUAUAAAACUGAUUUAAGCGGCAUUAUACAUUCUGAAUGUUGCACUCUUUGAAUAGUUGCAAUAUCAUGAAGCAUACUCGAAUUAUUUUUUAUUGAGUUGUGUUUCAUUCAGAGAGGUAUCCAAAAUAUAGUAGUAUAAUUAUACUAUUUAUCAUCUUUUUUCAAUUUUUUAUUAUGUUACCUUUUAUAUACAAUGUUAUAAUAUUUUUAAGUGUAACUAAAUAAAUUUAUUGAAAAUUGAGUGCAUUUUAUACUAAUUAGUAUUAAUUUAAUUGAUGCUCUUGCAAAUGAAUGUAUAACUUUUAUUUUGUUCAAGAUGUAUGAUACCGUUUAAAUUUAAAUUGCAUUACAAUAACUGACAAAUGUACACGCAAAUAAAAUUAUAAACCGAAUUGCAAUUACCAUUUCACAUCAUAUACAUAUAAAAGAUACAGAAGUUUUAUGUACGUUUAUAAAAGGUAUAUAUGUAUAUGUUAUAUUCACAUAUAUUCAUACAUGUUAUUCCGUCAUUAAGUGAUCGUAAUAGUCAUUAAUUUAUUUAAAUGAUUCUCAAUCGCGUGGACCAUAUUGUAUAGUUUGCAGAAAAAGAAUAAAUCUAUGUAUAUACAAA
Monomorium pharaonis (pharaoh ant) is the source of this 2003-nucleotide messenger RNA. It is a transcript of the gene Sce, whose product is annotated as E3 ubiquitin-protein ligase RING1. Bases 1 to 1128 code for a protein of 375 amino acids. Gene Ontology annotation, molecular function: ubiquitin protein ligase activity; chromatin binding. The record is from RefSeq and is a predicted model, not a curated record. The transcript has 4 exons. Lineage: Eukaryota; Metazoa; Arthropoda; Insecta; Hymenoptera; Formicidae. Gene Ontology annotation, cellular component: ubiquitin ligase complex; PcG protein complex.